Messenger RNA from Meloidogyne enterolobii, 735 nucleotides. The record is from the annotation of a GenBank genome assembly. Lineage: Eukaryota; Metazoa; Nematoda; Chromadorea; Rhabditida; Meloidogynidae.
GUAUGUAUCUUCUGAAUAUUUAUGUAAUUUAUAGUUUUCCCUUACCUCUGGAUUUUGAAUUUUACCCGUAUCCGAAUUUUACCCGUAAUUUUACACAACCUGGAAUACGACACUUAAUCGAGACCAUUUAGUCGCAGAAAACCUAAAAAUGAAACCUAAACAAUUAGUCACUCUCCUUCAUAAAUUGGACAGUUUUCGUGAUCCCAAGCUUGAUCUUGAGCAAUAUGCUACGCCACCAGAUAUUGCAGUAUCAUUAAUUCAGCACAUUAAUUACGACAUUGAGAACUUGAAUAAUUGUUUUGUAGCGGAUCUGGGCUGUGGGACAGGUACUCUGCUAGUUGGUAUGCUGCUUGCUGGAGCCAGAUUUGUUGUCGGUAUUGAUAUCGAUCAGGAUUCGUUAGAAAUAUGCCGAAGUAAUAUAACAACUUUUACAUCGUCUGAAAUGUGUUACGACUUAAUUCAAAUGAAUUUGAGGAUUGGGCAAAUUCCAGAAAAGCUUCAUGGCAUCUUUGAUUUGGUUAUAACAAAUCCACCUUUUGGCACCAAGAAAGGGACUGAAGGGGCAGAUGUUGAUUUCGUCAAUGCCGCAUUGUUGUUAGCAAAGCCUAGAGGAGGUCGUGUUUAUUCUCUACAUAAAUCAUCUACGCGCAAAUUUUUAGAAAAGAGAUUUUGUAGAGGUGGGUUAAUAAAGAUUCAUUUUAUAAAUUUCAAUAAAUACCUAAUAGUUUAAGCUGA